UUUGUAGAACUGAAUCGUUUCAACUUUAAACUUUCAAGUGGUUUUUAUUUGGACUGUCCAGGAAAAUUCAUCAAAGUUGGACUACAUCUACAAAUUUGAAUCUUUCUGUGUGAAGAUUUUAGGUUAUUGAACAAAACUGUUUUAUAUCGCUUUUUAUCACUUUGCUAUCUCUCUGAUUUAUAAAUCAAGUUUUUAGACUUCACUCUUUUUAUUUGUUUUGGUGCCUUUGUGUCUUUCAAUCUCGGUUUAGGAUCUUUUUUCUUUCCAUAAUCAUGAGUGAUCUAGAGAAUUCAUUUGAAAAAAUUGAAGAUGUUGAUCCAGACAUCAUUGCUGAAGAACAAAAUGUUUCGCCUGCAAUUGAACAUGAUAUUGAAUUAGAAAAUGAGCUGAAUCAUGUUAACCAAGAAAACGGAGAAAACCUUGACGCUGGUUCUACUGAUUUUACAGAUAACUCAAACUCUGUUCCAGCUGAUAAUUUAACCAGUAACGGACUCACCAAUGAAGUUAACGGUGAUAAGGAGCCUAUUAAAGAAUCAGAAAAGAUCCGAAAAUGGAGAGAAGAG
Tetranychus urticae (two-spotted spider mite) is the source of this 563-nucleotide messenger RNA. NCBI's taxonomy places the organism in Eukaryota, Metazoa, Arthropoda, Arachnida, Trombidiformes, Tetranychidae. The record is from RefSeq and is a predicted model, not a curated record.